AUGGAGAACAAGGCGGCGACGGGGAGGUACGUGACUUCUCAGACGUCGGUGUGGUGGGACAUAGACAGCUGUCCGGUUCCGGCUGGAUACGAUGCUAGUCUGGUCGGUCCGAGUAUACACUUGGCGUUGGAGAAAUUAGGGUACCGUGGUCCCAUCACCAUCACUGCCGUGGGCAAACUAAAACGCACCUCUGAAGACGUCAUGCGAGCCAUCUCUCCCACUGGAAUUACUGUUAAAUACGGCGGAUUAGGUUGCCGCAGCACUUGUGCGGAGUUGUUCAGUUGGCAACUUGCUAAUCCAGCUCCGGCUACAAUUAUGUUCAUAUCCAGCCCCUCUGUGUUGAAAUCCUUGUCACAUCGACUUCGCUCUGUACCGAAAGAAUACAACAUGCUUCUGGCAUAUGGAUCUUCUCUGCCUGAAAAAGAUCCAAAACUGGUCACUUGUGCAGAGUGGCUCUGGGAAAGCUUACUGAAAGAAGCAAUGUGUUCAGAUGGUAAACUGGAGGCAAAAAGACAGAUUCUCAUGGAGGAAAAGCGCAGUAAAUCAUUAAAGCCUUUUAAUUGCACACUAUGCUACUCUGCUUGGCGAAGCGUUGAAGCAUUCACAACUCAUCUCCAGGGUUUAGACCAUGAAGUCAUGAUCAUGAAACAAUUAGCAUCUCAAGGCCAACAUGAACAAGGGACAGAAUUGGAAUUGGGGGCAAGUUCGAAUGGCGGAAAUGGAGGGGUUGAAAUAGAGACGGGCGAACAAAAGCAACAAUUAGAUUAA
This is a messenger RNA of Microthlaspi erraticum, 768 nucleotides long. NCBI's taxonomy places the organism in Eukaryota, Viridiplantae, Streptophyta, Magnoliopsida, Brassicales, Brassicaceae. The record is from the annotation of a GenBank genome assembly.